This is a messenger RNA of Aplysia californica (California sea hare), 2368 nucleotides long. RefSeq names its product VWFA and cache domain-containing protein CG16868. The record is from RefSeq and is a predicted model, not a curated record. Lineage: Eukaryota; Metazoa; Mollusca; Gastropoda; Aplysiida; Aplysiidae.
UCUUCGGCACGUAUAUGACCAUAUUGUUUUGCAAGUUCCGAAAAACUCUUACUAAAAUUAUUAUGUUAUAGCUAAGAAACUUAGGUAAUGACGGAUCACACUAGCAGCUGAAAAUUUGUGACUGGCUGGUCUACUUGAGUAAAUAGUAAGAGGGACCUUCGCACCAUGAAUGGUUCAUUUUCUGGAGAGCCUAACAAGAAUCCCAGGUGAAAGGAUUAAGACGGCUCUCUUACAGCAUCAGGGACCGACGCAUAUGUACGUGUAUAAUUUGUGACAUAGCGUCGGGCAAUAGGAGUUUUGCAUGGCCAUAUUUCAUCGACGAUGUCAUGACAGAUUUGACGGCUCUGAACUCUGAUUUCCUGAAAGGAAUCAUAGAGAACACGAAAAUCACUACACAGAGGAGGUUCAUAGGUACCCUCAGCGGAAUCUUACUGACAUCCCCGGCUGUCGCCCUGUCAAAUAGCUUGGACCACAUGCAGUACAAAUGGUUCAAAGCCGCAGUCAAAAGGCAGGAUGAAGUGCUCUUCACAAGACACAAGUUUCCAGGCCCGUUUCUCGACCUGAUAGUGAGCCAAGCAGUAGUUGGUGUAAAUAAGGUGUAUGGAGCAGCUGCUGCAAAAGUCCCUCUAGCUGCACUCCGUUCACUUAUCUUCACAAAGGUGCACGCUUGCUCGGACCCAAAGUAUUCAUGUGAACUUUUAGACAACAAAGGAUUCAUUUUAGACGCUUUACAGACAACUCCAGGACCACCUCCGUCCAAACUCAGUCACGUGACGGAAGUAUACCCGUGGCUGGCAAAUGUGCUACUAAGGAGGGGCGCUUUGAAGCCCAAAUGGUGCGCCCACCUUGCAUCUGGUCAGCUCAGACUGACACACGACCUGCUCACACCACCAGGGGGCGUCAGCAGCUCAAGGAUGUCAGGUUCUACGACAGACGAAUGCAGAAUGUUCUUCCUACAUCCUGUUAGAGGUUCAAACAUAUUACUUUUGGCUCUCGCAACAAGAUCUUCAUCCGGCUGUACAUCUGAGAACGGAGCUCCUUUCGAAGACUGUUCUUUGGGUCCGAGGGGACCGCCCCCUUUGGGCGCCAAACCGCCCGCCCUUCGGAAGUGCAAGAACUGCCCGUCACUGGGGAACUCAACCCUGUCCAACUGCCAACCACCAUGCUUCUGUGGCAUCAAACGAGACAGCUGCUCUGCCCAGAUGAUCAAACCUGUGGGUAACUGGGAGUUAGAGGCUUGUUUUGAUGAGCCACAAGACCCGAUGAACUCUGUGAGCAGACCGCCCCCUCCCAGCCCAGGUGUGAGUGCAUGUUCUCGAACAUGCAGCGAAAUAACUGCUGAGGUCGAAUGUAAACAAAACAAAGAGUGUCUCUGGACAGUAUCUAUCGUUUAUCCUACGUGUCUGCAUAUCAUCGCUACAACCACCACCACCACCCCCGCUACCACCACCGUUACCACCACCGUUACCACCAAGGGAGGAGAAAUUUUGGUGGUGGGGAGGAGCGAUCCCAAGGAUCAAUCCGGAUACCGAAACUGCAAAGAAACAGACACGGUUCAGCCUAAAGAGUCUCUUCAUAUUAUUGAAAUUGAAAGCGAACCCGUCGGAGGUUGAAAAUCAGUCUCCCGAGUUAAAGGCUACUAGUACGGACACGAAGACGAGAGCUGCUGGGACAGACACUGCUGCAAGCAACGCAAUUAUGGCUACAGGGACGGACACCACUAAAGUCAAUGCGUUAGAAGUUUCGUCUUCAGGGACAUGCGCAGAUGGCCCGGUAGGCUUUGCGGGAAGUGCUGACAGUGCAUGCUCGGAGAAGGAGGGCGCCCAUACGAUUCUCGUUUCCACCGCAUUGAAAGAAUCUCAACACCUUCUUGUGCCGCCCGUGAAAACAGCCCGAAAGAACUUGCACUAAUUAUGUGGGUCAAGCGGGAGAGAGUGCACAGAACUGUUACUUUUCUGUUUUGUUUUGUUUUGUUUUUUCUGGUUUAAUUUUCAUGGGUUCGCACUCUACUAGGCACAGGCAGACCAUUCUGGAAGUUGAGUCUAGCGACCUGUGGCAAGAGCGCAGACGCUGGGACUGGGAGAUGGAAUGGACAAAGGUGGAACGAGACGGAAGAAAGUACAUAUUGCUAGCAUCUGCGUUUGUUGCCUUUUUUGUUGUUCAAAAGUAGCCAAAAAUUGCCACCAAAAAAUGGCAUUAAUUUUUAGGCUUUCAACUCUCUGUGACGACGAAAUAGAUAGCAAUAUGUUAAUAGAGGCAACUUAAUCUAAAGCACUAUAAUUUUUUGUGCUCUGUUUUAAGCAUCCAGACUAUCAUUUGUAGCCACACAGAGUGUAAAACCGUGAAAAAUAAAGGUUUCACAACAGAA